Messenger RNA from Lachnellula hyalina, 1188 nucleotides. RefSeq lists its product as uncharacterized. The transcript has 2 exons. The record is from RefSeq and is a predicted model, not a curated record. Gene Ontology annotation, molecular function: lyase activity. Gene Ontology annotation, cellular component: periplasmic space. NCBI's taxonomy places the organism in Eukaryota, Fungi, Ascomycota, Leotiomycetes, Helotiales, Lachnaceae. Bases 1 to 1188 code for a protein of 395 amino acids.
AUGGCUUCGUCUCUCAAAUAUGUCUUCUGCCUUCUCCUUGCGAGCUCCGUCUCUGCCUUGGUCCAUCCAGGCAUGCUUCAUACCGAUGAUGACUUUACACGCAUGCAGUCAAAGGUUGACGCCAGUGCCACGCCCUGGAUAAUUGGAUGGGACCUGCUCAUUGCCAAUUCUCAUUCCCAACCAACCUACACCGCGAAUCCUCUCCCCAUCGUCUACCGCGGCAGCGACGGCGUUCAUGCUGAGAACUACGGUACUCUUUACAAUGAUGUCGCAGCAGCCUAUGCUCUUGCCUUACGUUGGAAGAUUCAAGACGAUGAUGAGUUUGCCGAUGCUGCUGUAGCCAUAUUUAAUGCAUGGUCAUCCACAUUGACAUCCAUCCAAGGAGACUCUGACGCAGCUCUGGCAGCGGGUAUCUACGGAUAUGAAUUUGCUAACGCGGCCGAGAUUGUGCGCAGCUACAGCGGAUGGGCUGCAGCCGACCAGGUCAAAUUUCAGACCAUGCUGCAUGACGUCUUUUUCAGCAUCAACUAUGACUUCCUAAACCGGCACGAUGGACAAACCGACCCAGACGUAUAUUUUGCCGGUUGGGAUUUGUGUCAAGUAGCCUCAAUCAUGUCGAUCGGGAUCUUCAACGACAACGAAACAAUGUACGAAUAUGCAGUGGACUACUUCAAGAGCGGCGUCGGUAACGGCAACGUCCACAAGGCUAUCUGGGUUACCUACGACGUUGAUGGGGAGACGCUUGGCCAGUGUCAGGAAUCCGGUCGUGACCAAGGCCAUUCGACCCUGGACAUCGGAUUGCUUGGUGUCAUUGCCCAGAUGGCAUACAACCAGGGCGACGAUCUGUUCGCGUACGAAAGCAACCUCAUCUUAGCUGGCAGCGAGUACACGGCCAAAUACAACGUCGGCUACGACGUACCGUACACGGAGUAUACCAACAGCUAUCCGACGGACGAGCCGAUCAUCUCCAACUACUCGAGGGGUUCUCUCCGGCCUACCGAUGAGCUGCUCUACGCUCACUAUCAUGAUUUGAAGGGCUUGGAUGCCUGGUAUACGGGUCUCUACAGGGAUAUGGUCAACAACUCGACGGGUGGGGCAGAGGGCGGCGGUGGAAACUAUGGGUCCGAUAGUGGUGGUUAUGAUCAAUUGGGAUACGGCACUCUGACCUUCCGACUUUCAGCAGCAUAG